Messenger RNA from Silurus meridionalis, 891 nucleotides. RefSeq names its product peptidylprolyl isomerase Fa (gene ppifa). Lineage: Eukaryota; Metazoa; Chordata; Actinopteri; Siluriformes; Siluridae. Gene Ontology annotation, biological process: protein peptidyl-prolyl isomerization; protein folding. The transcript is spliced from 6 exons. The record is from RefSeq and is a predicted model, not a curated record. Gene Ontology annotation, molecular function: peptidyl-prolyl cis-trans isomerase activity. Bases 125 to 694 code for a protein of 189 amino acids.
UCACCACUCUGAAACGCGCUCACUCUGCGGUCAAUGGCGCUUUGUGUUCACAGAGAUCUGGAGUUCACCUUCAGCACCGAGUCCCGCUAGUGUUUACAGUUUAAUAUAUAUAAAUCGUGUAACCAUGUUACAAAUGAAAAACCGAUUAAAAUAUUCUUCUCUCGCCAUCGCCGCCGGCAGACUGCUGCCAGGAACCGUGCGGAAUCCGCUGGUCUUCCUGGACAUUGCGGCUGACGGCGAGUUUAUUGGCAGAAUUAUAAUUGAACUUAAUGCAGAUGUGGUUCCCAAAACAGCAGAGAACUUCAGAGCGCUGUGUACAGGAGAGCAUGGGUUUGGAUAUAAAGGUUCCAUAUUCCAUAGAAUCAUUCCUGAGUUCAUGUGCCAGGGUGGAGAUUUCACGAAUCACAGUGGCACUGGUGGAAAAUCCAUAUAUGGACAGAAAUUCAAAGAUGAGAAUUUUAAGUUGAAACACACUGGACCAGGUGUGCUGUCAAUGGCGAACUCUGGGCCGAACACCAAUGGAUCUCAGUUCUUCAUCUGCACUGCCAAAACAGAAUGGCUUGAUGGCAAACAUGUUGUGUUUGGUCAAGUGAAAGAGGGCAUGGAGACCGUCAGGGUAAUGGAGUCAUAUGGUUUGCACGACGGAGGAACACUUCAGAAGAUUGUCAUCACAGACUGUGGGGAACUAAAAUAAUACACGACUUUACACUGUACAGAGCUGACAACUGACUGUUCUCAUGUAAGCGAUUUAUCGCCAGCCAGAAGGUAAAUGAUUUUAGAGCCAAUACAUUCAAUGCAAUUGGAUAUAAUUCUUUAUGAUUAAAGGGUUUUACUGUUUUAUAUCUUUUGACUGAAAUAAAUACGACCCACUUCAAUGUGUGGGGAAAUGAA